AAAAGAAAAUACCAAAAAAAGUUCAGUUCGAUUUUUCCGUUUUUUUUUUCGUGCAAUAGAUAAUAAUCGGUGAGCAAGGAUGUCGGCAGCCGGACCGGAAAUGGUGACUGGCACCCUGGCCACGGCCUCGGCCACUGGCGCCUUCUCGGCGACCAGCGUCUUCUUCACGCUCCUCGUGCCAGCCCUGGUACUCUACUACAUCUACUUCAGGGUGACCAGACGCCACAUGAUCGAGCUCGCGGACAAGAUCCCCGGACCCACUGGAUUCCCCCUGAUCGGCAACGCCCUGGAACUUCUCGGCAGCUCCGACACCAUCUUCAAGAACGUCUACAAGAGAUCGUUCGAGUUCGACCAAGUCAUCAAGCUGUGGAUCGGACCGAAACUCGUCGUCUUCCUGAUCGACCCGCGCGACGUCGAGGUCAUCCUCUCCAGUCACGUGUACAUCGACAAAUCGCCCGAGUACAGAUUCUUCCAGCCGUGGCUCGGAAACGGUCUUCUCAUCUCGACCGGCCAGAAAUGGCGCGCCCAUCGCAAACUGAUCGCCCCGACCUUCCACUUGAACGUGCUGAAGAGCUUCAUCGACCUGUUCAACGCCAACUCGAACGCCGUCGUCGAGAAGCUGAGGAAGGAGGGCAAUCGCGAGUUCGACAUCCACGACUACAUGUCCGAGACCACCGUGGAGAUCCUCCUUGAGACCGCCAUGGGCGUGUCCAAGACCACCCAGGACAAGAGCGGCUUCGAGUACGCCAUGGCCGUCAUGAAGAUGUGCGACAUCCUCCACUUGCGUCACACUCGCGUCUGGCUGAGACCCGACUGGCUGUUCAACCUGACCAAGCACGGCAAGGAGCAGGUGAAACUGCUCGACAUCAUUCACGGCCUCACCAAGAAGGUCGUCGCCCGCAAGAAGGAGGACUACAAGAGCGGCAAGCGCAACUUCGUCGAGGUCUCGAAGGAGCAGGCCAAAUCCACCACGGUGGUCGAGGGCCUGAGCUUCGGCCAGUCGUCCGGCCUCAAGGACGAUCUCGACGUCGACGACAACGACGUCGGCGAGAAGAAGAGGCAGGCGUUCCUGGACCUGCUGGUCGAGGCCAGCCAGAACGGCGUGGUGCUGACCGACGAGGAGAUGAAGGAGCAGGUGGACACCAUCAUGUUCGAGGGCCACGACACCACGGCCGCCGGCUCGAGCUUCUUCCUGUCGAUGAUGGGCUGCCACCCCGACAUCCAGGAGAAGGUCAUCCAGGAGAUCGACGAGAUCUUCGGCGACAGCGACAGACCGGCCACGUUCCAGGACACCCUGGAGAUGAAGUACCUCGAGCGUUGCCUCAUGGAGACGCUGCGCAUGUACCCACCGGUACCGAUCAUCGCUCGCGAGGUCAAGACCGACCUCAAACUCGCGUCGGGAGACUACACGAUCCCCGCGGGCUGCACCGUGGUCGUCGCCACCUUCAAGCUGCAUCGCCAGCCACACAUCUACCCCAACCCGGACGUCUUCAAUCCGGACAACUUCCUGCCCGAGAAGACGGCGAAUCGCCACUACUACGCCUUCGUGCCGUUCUCCGCGGGUCCGCGCUCCUGCGUCGGCCGGAAGUACGCCAUGCUCAAGCUCAAGAUCCUCCUGUCCACCAUACUGAGGAACUACCGCGUCAAGUCCACCGUCAAGGAGGAGGACUUUAGGCUCCAGGCCGACAUCAUCCUCAAGCGCGCCGAGGGCUUCAAGGUCAAGCUCGAGCCGAGGAAGCGCGCCGGCGGCGUCAAGGCUUAAAUUAAAUUUCUAAUUGUUAAUAAUAAUAAAAAAAAAAUUACUGUUACUUUUAUCAAUUUACUUUUUUUUUUUGCAACCUAGAAGAUUAAUCGAUUGAUUGUUUUUCGAAUGUACUUGUAUUUUUUUUGUUCGUUGUCCCGAAUUCGAUGAAAAGACAGAGAGAAAGAAGAUUUGUAACGACGUGCCUUUGAAAAAUCAUUGUACACGCUCAAUAUACGCAACGACAGUUACCCAUUGCUCGGGAGUCGCAGGCGCAAUCGACAUCGCGCUUGUUAAUUAACUUUAACAUCGUGUGGUUGUAUAGAAAAAAAUCCUCUUAUUAUGUUUUCGUCGUUAUGAAGGGGUGUUGUUAGAUAAAUUUGAUCGAUGAAAUAAAAAAAAAAACUUUAUACGGCCGAA
Molecule: messenger RNA, 2161 nt
Organism: Trichogramma pretiosum
Lineage: Eukaryota; Metazoa; Arthropoda; Insecta; Hymenoptera; Trichogrammatidae
Gene: Cyp4g15
Product: cytochrome P450 4g15
Exons: 6
Coding region: 80-1762 (560 amino acids)
Molecular function (GO): heme binding; oxidoreductase activity, acting on paired donors, with incorporation or reduction of molecular oxygen; iron ion binding
Source: RefSeq, a predicted model, not a curated record